Molecule: messenger RNA, 1635 nt
Organism: Polypterus senegalus (gray bichir)
Lineage: Eukaryota; Metazoa; Chordata; Cladistia; Polypteriformes; Polypteridae
Product: protein FAM76A-like
Exons: 9
Coding region: 130-1053 (307 amino acids)
Source: RefSeq, a predicted model, not a curated record
AUGUGGGGUUUGGAUGAGUUAUUUGACAAAGCGCUGGAGUUACAGUACCGGCUUUGUGUUUGAGGGAUAUACCUCUUUUGAUUUGUUAUCGAGAAGCGGACACUUUCUUCAGCUCUUCAAAGCACAGAGAUGGCCGCCUUAUACGCCUGCACGAAGUGCCACCAAAGAUACCCAUUUGAGGCUCUUUCUCAGGGACAACAGUUAUGCAAGGAUUGUCGUAAUGCGCAUCCUGUGGUAAAGUGCACUUAUUGUAGAAUGGAGUUUCAACAAGAGAGCAAAACAAACACCAUCUGCCGUAAAUGCACCCAUAAUGUCAAAACCUAUGGAACGCCUAAACCUUGCCAGUACUGUAACGUAAUUGCUGCUUUUAUUGGAAGUAAAUGUCAGCGCUGUACUAAUUCUGAGAAGAAAUAUGGUCCACCACAUACUUGUGAACAGUGUAAACAGCAGUGUGCCUUUGACAGAAAGGAUGACAAAAGGAAGGCAGAUGAUAAGCUGUUGUGCUGGCUUUGCACUCUGUCUUACAAACGUGUUCUCCAGAAGACCAAAGAACAGCGCAAGCACUUGAGUACCUCCUCUGACCCUGGUUUGCAGAAGGCUCCAUAUGCUAGACAUGCUAGUAACAACAACCAUUAUAACAGUCAAAAAACAUUGUCUACAUCAUCUAUUCAAAAUGAAAUUCCUAAGAAGAAAACCAAGUUUGAUGACAUCAUAGCCAAUGAAGAUAGUUCUUCUCCAUAUCUUGCCUUUGACUCCCCUGGAACAAGCCAGCUUACAGUUAUAACCCAGCUGAAAGAAGAGGUGGCUGCACUCAAAAAGGUUUUGCUCCAAAAAGACCAGCUAAUGCUUGAAAAGGAAAAAAAGCUCACAGAGUUAAAAGCUGAAUUUCAGUACCAAGAAAGUCAAAUGAGAAGUAAGAUGAAUCAAAUGGAGAAGGCUCACAAGCUUAUAGUUGAACAGAUCCAGGUCAGAAACCGAGAUCUUAUAAAACAGGUGGCUUCACUGUCUAAAGGAAAACGAAUGGAGAGGCUGGGAGCAAUGACAUCACCUUAGAAAUGGUGUAAAGCUCAAAACUAAAAGGAGGAUGUUAUCUGGAAGUCAAUAGUUGCCAUUGUAAAUAAUUUCAAUAUUUUAAUAUAUGCAAAUCUUGUUUUAAUUUUAUAUUAAGUGUACAUGUGUGGUUUUAAGAAAAGGGAAACACAAAUACAAUAGAAUUGAAUGGGUGAUUACACAAUUUAAGAUUCAGAAUAAGAAUUUUUUUUGCUGUUUGUAGUCGCCAGAAGAUAUUUGUAAACUGCUGAACUCCAAGAACAGUGUGUACACCAAUCCAACCAAAUCUGUUUUUAAAGUUCUUGUUCUGGAAGGAAUUACAGUUGUAUAGAUUUUUAAUUCAGAUUGUUUAUACUAAUAUAUUCUUUCAAAACAUACAGCAAAUACAGUCAGGAUGUAUUUGGACAGUGAUACAACUGUCAUAAUUUUGGCUCUGUAUGACAUCACAAUGGAUUUGGAGUAAAGUAAUCAGGAUGUGAUUGAAGCAUAGACUUUUAGCUUUAAGUGAAGGGGUUUAACAAAAAUAUUGUAUAAGCUUUUUAGAAAAGACACAUUUUUAUACAUGGUCCCCCUGUUUUCAGGGGC